UUGGAGUAUCUAGUCUUCUCUUCACAUCUGUGGUCAGCCCUCGCUAAACAUUAGCUAGCUAACCUUGCACCCAUCAUCAGCCACAUAGUCCGACAAUGAGGGCUAUUAUCGAAUAUUAUAUGAGUUGUGUGCCUAUUUUGUAAACACGUAAGUAAACAUCAACGUGAUUAUGGUAUGUUAAAGGGCUGCCAAUUGGCUCAUAGCUUCAUAUUAGCGCUUGCUGACAUUAGCUAAACAUAAACAGCUAGGUAUUCCGUAUGAAUCUCAGUAAUAUGUGCUCAAUCGUGUCUACCUGUAUUUUUUUCGAGAUACUACGUUCACUCCAUUUUCGGUAGAUAUAAACUAAUUAACACACCCUUGAAGGACCCACUCCACUGGAAGUCUUGCUUGCUAAAUCCAUUUACACAUCAUAUAUUACAGCAUAUAAAUCGUCACUUUUUGACAGUUUUUGUAAAUGCAGAUCAGGCAAUCGAAAUGGUGGUCAUGUCAGGCACAGCCACUGUGCUGCAGCAGUUUGUCAGUGGGCUUAAGAGUCGAAAUGAAGACACCAGAGCGAAAUCUGCCAAGGAUCUGCAGCACUAUGUGACUACAGAGUUGAGAGAGUUAAGUCAAGAUGAAGCCACCACAUUUUAUGAUGAGUUAAAUCACCACAUAUUUGAGCUGGUCUCCAGCUCUGAUGUGAAUGAGAAGAAAGGAGGGAUUCUUGCAAUAGUCAGUCUGAUUGGAGUCGAGGGAGGCAACGCCACCAGGAUCAGCCGCUUCGCCAACUACCUCCGCAACCUGCUACCCUCCAGCGACCCAGUGGUGAUGGAGAUGGCUUCCAAAGCCAUGGGUCACCUGUCCAUGGCCGGGGACACCUUCACAGCGGAAUAUGUCGAGUUUGAGGUGAAGAGGGCUCUGGAGUGGCUGGGAGCAGACAGGAAUGAAGGCAGACGCCAUGCUGCAGUGUUGGUUCUGAGGGAACUGGCUGUGAGCGCACCAACCUUCUUCUUUCAACAAGUGCAGCCCUUUUUUGACAACAUCUUCUACGCCGUCUGGGACCCCAAGCAGGCCAUCCGAGAAGGUGCUGUGUCUGCACUGCGGGCCUGCCUCAUCCUCACCACACAGAGGGAGACGAAAGAAAUGCAGAAACCACAGUGGUACAAACAAACCUUUGACGAGGCUGAGAAGGGCUUUGACGAAACCUUGGCGAAGGAGAAAGGCAUGAAUCGGGACGACAGGUUCCACGGCGCUCUUCUCAUCCUGAAUGAGCUGGUUCGCAUCAGCAGCAUGGAAGGAGAGCGCAUGCGCGAGGAAAUGGAAGAGAUCACGCAGCAGCAGCUGGUGCACGAUAAGUACUGCAAGGAGCUCAUGGGCUUUGGAACAAAGCCCCGCCACAUCACCCCUUUCACCAGCUUUCAGUCAGUGCAGCCACAGCAGUCCAACGCUCUCCUGGGCCUGCUGGGAUACAGCACGCCCCAGGGCUUCCUCAGCUUCGGAGCGACACCGGUGCCCGCUAAGAGCUCCCUGGUGGAGAGCAGAUACUGCCGUGAGCUCAUGGAGGAGCGUUUUGAUCAGGUGUGUCGAUGGGUGCUAAAAUACAGAACCAGUAAAAAUCCUCUCAUCCAGAUGACCAUACUCAAUCUACUUCCACGGCUUGGUGCCUUCCAGCCACAUACUUUUACUGACCAAUACCUGUCAGACACAAUGGGCUACCUUCUGGGGAGCCUCAAGAAGGAGAAGGAGCGAACAGCAGCCUUCCAGGCUCUGGGCUUACUGGUGGUGGCAGUCCGAGCCGAAAUACAGCCGUAUCUUUCCAAGAUCCUGGAGAUUAUAAAGGCGGCUCUACCACCCAAGGACUUUGCUCACAAGAGGCAGAAGUCCAUACAGGUGGACGCCACUGUGUUCACAUGCAUCAGCAUGCUUUCUCGGGCUAUGGGUCCCAGCAUCCAACCAGACAUCAAGGAGCUGUUGGAGCCCAUGCUAGCCGUGGGCCUUAGCCCGGCGCUGACAGCGGUGCUGUACGAUCUGAGCCGUCAGAUCCCGCAGCUUAAAAAGGACAUACAGGAUGGGCUCCUGAAGAUGCUCUCCCUGGUUUUGAUGCAUAAGCCCUUGCGCCACCCUGGCAUGCCCAAGGGCUUGGCUCACCAGCUCGCAUCGCCAAGCCUCACCAACAUCCCAGAGGCCAGUGAUGUUGGCAGCAUCACACUGGCCCUGCGCACUCUGGGAAGCUUUGAGUUUGAAGGACACUCUCUCACCCAGUUUGUGCGACACUGCGCUGACCACUUCUUGAACAGCGAGCACAAGGAGAUCCGAAUGGAGGCAGCUCGCACCUGUUCCCGCCUCCUCACCCCCUCCAUACACCCCAUCAGCGGCCAUGUUGUGAGCCAGACAGCCGUGCAGGUUGUUGCAGAUGUGCUGAGUAAACUUCUAGUGGUUGGCAUCACUGACCCAGAUCCAGACAUCCGGUACUGUGUGCUGGCAUCUCUGGACGAGCGCUUUGAUGCCCACCUUGCCCAGGCGGAGAACCUGCAGGCACUCUUUGUGGCCCUGAAUGAUGAAGUGUUUGAGAUCAGAGAGUUGGCCAUCUGCACUAUCGGACGCCUCAGCAGCAUGAACCCGGCUUUCGUCAUGCCCUUCUUACGCAAGAUGCUCAUUCAGAUCCUGACUGAGCUUGAGCACAGUGGCGUUGGCAGAAACAAAGAGCAGAGCGCCCGUAUGCUCGGUCAUCUCGUGUCUAACGCCCCCCGCCUCAUACGGCCCUACAUGGAGCCCAUCCUCAAGGCUCUCAUCCUCAAGUUAAAAGACCCAGACCCAAACCCUGGAGUGGUUAUCAGUGUUUUAGCCACCAUCGGCGAGUUGGCGCAGGUGAGCGGUCUGGAGAUGAAGAAGUGGAUGGAUGAGCUUUUUCCCAUCAUCAUGGACAUGCUGCAGGACUCUUCCUCAUUAGCCAAGCGGCAGGUGGCAUUGUGGACUUUGGGUCAACAGGUGGCCAGCACUGGCUAUGUGGUCGACCCGUACAGAAAGUACCCUUCCCUUUUAGAGGUGCUGCUCAAUUUCCUCAAGACAGAGCAAAACCAGGGCAUCAGGAGAGAGGCCAUCCGUGUCCUAGGUCUGCUUGGAGCUCUGGACCCGUACAAGCACAAGGUGAAUAUUGGCAUGAUCGACCAGUCACGAGACGCCUCUGCAGUCAGCCUAUCUGAGUCCAAGUCCAGUCAGGAUUCAGCGGACUACAGCACCAGUGAGAUGCUGGUCAAUAUGGGCAACCUGCCCCUGGAUGAGUUUUACCCCGCCGUGGCAAUCGUUACUCUGAUGCGCAUCCUGAGAGAUCCAUCACUGUCAAACCACCACACCAUGGUGGUUCAGGCCGUCACCUUCAUCUUCAAGUCCCUGGGCCUCAAGUGCGUCCAGUUCCUACCACAGGUCAUGCCCACUUUUCUCAAUGUGAUCCGUGUCUGUGAUGCCAGUAUCCGCGAGUUCCUCUUUCAGCAGAUGGGAAUGGUCGUAUGCUUUGUAAAGAUCCACAUCCGUCCCUACAUGGAUGACAUAUUCACCCUCAUCAGAGAGUACUGGACACCUAACAAUCCCAUGCAGAACACAAUCAUCCUUCUGAUCGAACAGAUUGUCGUGGCGCUGGGCGGAGAGUUUAAACUUUACCUGCCUCAGCUCAUCCCGCACAUGUUGCGUGUCUUCAUGCAUGACAACAGCACUGGGCGCAGUGUUACCAUUAAGCUGCUAAAUGCCAUCCAGCUGUUUGGUGCCAACCUCGACGACUAUCUCCACCUGUUGCUGCCUCCCAUUGUCAAGCUGUUUGAUGCACCCGAUGUGCCCCUGCAGGCCCGCAAGGUUGCCUUGGAGACUCUGGACAGGCUGACAGAAUCCCUGGACUUCACCGACUACGCUUCUCGCAUUAUCCACCCCAUCGUCCGGACGCUUGACAGUACGCCGGAAUUGCGCUCCACCUCCAUGGACACCCUGUCCUCACUCGUGUUCCAGUUGGGCAAGAAGUACCAGAUCUUCAUCCCCAUGGUCAAUAAAGUGAUGUUGAAGCACCGGAUCAACCACCAACGCUAUGACAUACUCAUAUGUCGCAUUGUUAAGGGCUAUACUCUGGCAGAGGAGGAAGAGAACCCUCUAAUCUUUCAGCACCGCCAUCUCCGUGGUAACCAAGGAGAUACCCUGGUCAGCGGACCAGUGGAGGCAGGACCAAUGAAGAAACUUCACGUCAGCACAACAGCUCUUCAGAAGGCCUGGGGCGCCGCUCGAAAGGUUUCCAAAGACGACUGGCUGGAGUGGUUGAGACGCUUAAGUGUCGUCCUCCUGAAGGAGUCUUCCUCCCCUGCGCUGCGAUCGUGUUGGUCGUUGGCUCAAACCUACAUCCCAUUGGCCAGGGACCUUUUCAACGCGGCUUUCCUAUCCUGUUGGUCCGAGCUAAGUGAAGACCAGCAGGAUGAGCUGAUCCGCAGCAUUGAGUUAGCACUCACAUCGCAGGACAUUGCAGAGGUCACACAGACCCUACUCAACCUGGCAGAGUUCAUGGAGCACAGUGACAAGGGCCCUCUGCCAUUGAGAGAUGACAAUGGCAUCGUCCUGCUUGGUGAGAGAGCUGCCAAAUGCCGCGCCUAUGCCAAGGCUUUGCAUUAUAAAGAGCUGGAGUUUCAAAAAGGUCCAUCGCCCCUCAUCCUCGAGUCUCUUAUCAGUAUCAACAAUAAACUGCAGCAGCCAGAAGCUGCAUCGGGUGUGUUGGAGUAUGCCAUGAAACAUUUUGGUGAGCUGGAAAUCCAAGCCACCUGGUAUGAGAAGCUCCAUGAGUGGGAAGAUGCUCUGGUGGCAUAUGACAAGAAGAUCGACAUGAACAAAGAGGAUCCAGAACUCAUCUUGGGCAGAAUGCGCUGCUUAGAGGCCCUGGGAGAAUGGGGCCAGUUGCACCAGCAGUGCUGUGAGGAGUGGACUCUCGUAAGUGAAGAAACCCAGGCCAAGAUGGCUCGUAUGGCUGCUGCGGCCGCUUGGGGACUAGGGCACUGGGACAGCAUGGAGGAAUACACGUGCAUGAUCCCAAGAGACACACAUGAUGGUGCCUUCUACAGGGCAGUGCUAGCCCUGCAUCAGGACCUGUUCUCAUUGGCCCAGCAGUGCAUUGACAAAGCAAGAGACCUCCUUGAUGCUGAACUGACAGCCAUGGCUGGGGAGAGCUACAGUCGAGCCUAUGGGGCAAUGGUGUCAUGCCAGAUGCUGUCAGAGCUGGAGGAAGUGAUCCAGUACAAGCUUGUGCCCGAGAGGAGGGACAUCAUUAGGGAAACAUGGUGGGAGAGGCUUCAGGGUUGUCAGCGUAUCGUGGAGGACUGGCAAAAGAUCCUGAUGGUCAGGUCACUGGUGAUCAGCCCCCAUGAGGAUAUGAGGACGUGGUUAAAAUACGCCAGCCUCUGUGGCAAAAGUGGACGUCUGGCUUUGGCCCAUAAGACCCUGGUGCUCCUUCUGGGUGUUGACCCGUCUAAGCAACUUGAUCACCCACUGCCCACAGCCCACCCGCAUGUCACCUAUGCAUAUAUGAAGUACAUGUGGAAGAGUGCCCGCAAGAUUGAUGCCUUCCAGCACAUGCAGCACUUUGUGCAAGGGAUGCAGCAACAAGCCCAGCAUGCAAUUGCAGCUGAAGACCAAAAACACAAACAGGAGCUCCACAAACUGAUGGCAAGAUGCUUCCUGAAGCUGGGAGAGUGGCAGCUUAGUCUGCAGGGCAUCAAUGAGAGCACCAUCCCCAAGGUCCUGCAGUAUUACAGCCAUUCCACCGAGCAUGACCGCAACUGGUACAAGGCCUGGCACGCUUGGGCGGUAAUGAAUUUCGAGGCAGUGCUGCACUACAAACACCAGAACCAGGCUCGAGAUGAGAAGAAGAAGUUGCGGCACGCCAGCGGUGCCAGCGCCAACAGUGAGGCCAGCAACAGCGACAGUGAGGUUGACAGUAACGAGCACAGUCCUGUUCCCUCGCCAGGACAAAGAAAGGUUAAUGAGACAUUGCUUCUGUACACGGUUCCUGCUGUCCAAGGGUUCUUCCGCUCCAUUUCUUUGUCCAGAGGAAACAACCUGCAGGACACACUCAGGGUUCUCACUCUGUGGUUUGACUAUGGCCAUUGGCCUGAAGUGAAUGAGGCCCUCGUGGAGGGCAUCAAGACCAUCCAGAUCGAUACCUGGCUGCAGGUGAUCCCACAACUCAUCGCUCGAAUUGACACCCCUCGUCCUCUGGUGGGUCGCCUCAUCCAUCAGCUGCUAACAGACAUUGGGCGGUAUCAUCCACAAGCAUUGAUCUACCCACUAACUGUGGCCUCGAAGUCGACCACCACCGCUCGCCACAAUGCUGCAAACAAAAUCCUGAAGAACAUGUGUGAACACUGCAACACUCUGGUUCAGCAAGCCAUCAUGGUUAGUGAGGAGCUGAUCCGAGUUGCCAUCUUGUGGCACGAGAUGUGGCACGAGGGCCUCGAGGAGGCUUCACGUCUGUACUUUGGGGAGCGCAACGUGAAGGGCAUGUUUGCUGUGCUGGAACCUUUACACGCCAUGAUGGAGAGAGGGCCGCAGACCCUGAAAGAGACCUCUUUUAAUCAGGCUUAUGGCAGAGAUCUGAUGGAGGCUCAGGAUUGGUGCAGGAAGUACAUGCGCUCUGGAAAUGUGAAGGACUUGACCCAGGCCUGGGACCUUUACUAUCAUGUGUUCAGACGCAUCUCCAAACAACUGCCGCAGCUAACUUCUCUGGAGCUGCAGUAUGUUUCUCCAAAAUUGCUGAUGUGCCGCGACCUGGAACUGGCCGUCCCGGGCACCUACGACCCCAACCAGCCCAUCAUUCGCAUCCAGUCCAUCGCGCCCUCCCUGCAGGUCAUCACAUCCAAGCAGCGCCCACGCAAACUCACCAUUAUGGGCAGCAACGGCCACGAGUUCAUGUUCUUGUUGAAGGGCCACGAGGACCUCAGGCAGGACGAGAGAGUCAUGCAGCUAUUUGGUCUGGUCAACACACUGCUGGCAAACGACCCCGCAUCGUUGCGCAAGAACCUCAGCAUCCAGCGCUACGCAGUGAUCCCCUUGUCUACAAACUCGGGCCUGAUUGGCUGGGUUCCUCACUGUGACACCCUGCAUGCCCUCAUUAGAGACUACAGAGAAAAGAAAAAGAUACUACUGAACAUUGAACAUCGCAUCAUGCUAAGGAUGGCGCCAGACUAUGACCACCUGACAUUGAUGGAGAAAGUGGAGGUGUUUGAGCACGCUGUCAACAACACGGCCGGAGAUGACCUGGCGAAGCUCUUGUGGCUCAAGAGCCCCAGUUCGGAGGUGUGGUUUGACAGGAGGACGAACUAUACUCGCUCUCUGGCUGUGAUGUCAAUGGUCGGCUACAUCCUGGGACUGGGUGACAGGCAUCCUUCUAACUUGAUGUUGGAUCGGUUAAGUGGAAAGAUCCUCCAUAUUGACUUUGGAGAUUGUUUUGAGGUUGCCAUGACGAGAGAAAAGUUCCCUGAAAAGAUCCCCUUCAGACUGACGAGGAUGCUGACCAAUGCCAUGGAGGUGACAGGCUUGGAUGGCAACUACCGCAUCACGUGCCACACGGUGAUGGAAGUGCUGAGGGAGCACAGAGACAGCGUCAUGGCUGUGCUGGAGGCCUUCGUCUAUGACCCGCUGCUCAACUGGAGACUCAUGGACAAAGCCCUUGAGGGAAUAGAAAUGGGUGAGACCACGCACAAGAAACCAGGGACCACAGUGCCUGAAUCCAUUCACUCUUUCAUCGGAGAUGGCUUGGUGCAACCUGAAGCCCUCAACAAGAAAGCCAUUCAAAUUAUCAACAGAGUGCGAGAUAAACUUACAGGUCGAGACUUCUCUCAUGACGAGACACUGGAUGUGCCAACACAAGUCGAGCUGCUGAUAAAGCAGGCCACGUCCCAUGAAAACCUGUGCCAGUGUUACAUUGGAUGGUGUCCCUUUUGGUGAAGAACCAUUUUGGAAGCCUUUGUUACACUCUGCAUUCUUUCUUAAUGUUAAAUCAUGAAGACACUUUCUCACAAACUCGAUUCACAGAUUUAUUCCCUGGAUGAAAAUGUACAGUCGUACCGCAAAGCUUGACCACAGCUCCUUCCUAAUUUCUACAUUAGAAGUCAUUUGUAUUGUUUAUUGAUGAUUGAUUAUGUAAUAUUCUAGUGUCUCGAGAUAAUGAAUUUGAGCUUUCCAUUUGCUGUAAACUAUAAUCAUCAAAAUUAUACAUAUAUAUUUAAAAGAAUUAUGAAAUAUUUCAGUCUGAGUGUGUGUAGUGCAUCUCUACAAUGUGAGUUUCACUUUCUGAAAUGAACUCCAACUAAAUUAAGCUUUUGACACGAUUCUAAUUGCUUGAGAUGCACCUGGUUGUCAUUCUAACAACUUUUGUUCGAAUGACAACCAGUGGGCUGGAUGUCGCUGGUGCCUUUCCACUUCCUGUUUGGCUCGUCUCCACUUCCGCCUCGUCCCAUUGCAUUAUGACAUGCUGAAUUUGUCAAUGCACUUGACAAUGAAAUGUAGCAGUGAGACACAUGACAACAAAAAACACAAACACCCCCACAUCUCCAGCUUUGCCGAACAUUAUUAGUACAUUAUUUUCAAAAGCGCUGUUCGCUAACGCUAAUCUUUGCCAACUCUGCAGCUCCUUUUAUCUUAGACGCCGUAGUGCUUCGGCCACUGCUUUAAAGUGCUUCUUUGGCUCUGGAACCUCACCCAGCCUAGCUGCCCAGUCAUUGGCUGAGAAACUGUGUUGGGGUGGUUAUUAUGUAAAUCUGCCCCACUUCUACAUUACAAUGGCGGAGUGCAGAACGGCUCGCUCAAGUUUUACAUGGUUGUUUGAUUUCACACUAAAUAUGUGGGCAAGCACUCCAGAGAUCCGACUACAGUAGAAGUUCAAAAGGACAUUAAGAUGUACAUUUUCCAUUUGUAUUUCAUAGGUGACAUUUAACAGGUAGACCACUUUUUUUUUUAAAAACACAAUUAGCAUAUGGCAGCUAGCCAUGUUGAUCAUACUCCAAAUUUUUUUUUACACAGUGCAGCUUUUGCUGUUUGAGUCCCCCCCAACCACCACCCACAACCAAGCCCCCCAUCCCUCCUUUGUGGAGCAUUGUAAUAUUUUUCGGUGAUGCGUUUUUGGGAAAAGCGACUUCCAAGCUCUGUUUUUACCUAAUUAUCCUAAUUUCAGUCGACUGCCCUGUGCGCCCACAGCAACAACAAAACCCCAUGCUAAGAGCUUUCUACUAUGGCCAUGUCGGCACAAUUUGACUUUGCACGCUGGAUGCUUCUUAGACACCCGGCUCUCUGGUAAUGUCGUACUGUAUUACUGUGACGUUUCAGUAACAUGGUAAGCCUUUUACUAACUUAAACUCAACGUGUAAUCCAUGACAUGGUAUGAAUGAAGUUUGAAAUCAUGAUGACACACUGUACAGGCAUUGUGUGCCAUUAAAGGUGCACAGCCACA
Molecule: messenger RNA, 9448 nt
Organism: Phyllopteryx taeniolatus (common seadragon)
Lineage: Eukaryota; Metazoa; Chordata; Actinopteri; Syngnathiformes; Syngnathidae
Gene: mtor
Product: mechanistic target of rapamycin kinase
Exons: 56
Coding region: 475-7947 (2490 amino acids)
Biological process (GO): TOR signaling; negative regulation of macroautophagy; protein phosphorylation
Cellular component (GO): TORC2 complex; nucleus; TORC1 complex
Molecular function (GO): protein binding; protein-containing complex binding; protein serine/threonine kinase activity
Source: RefSeq, a predicted model, not a curated record